AUGGAAUUAGUUAAUGUUGAUGAAGGGCAACCAAAUUUACAACCACUCACAAGUGAACAACAUGCUAAAGCAACAAACAAAACUGUUGUUCAUCCUGAUGAAUGUUAUAGAAUGAUUCGACGUGUUACUGAUGAACGUCGAUUUAAGCAGGAUCCAUAUUUAGAAAAAUUUGGUCUUACUGUUGAUGUUGAUGAAAUGUUAAUGUUACCAGCUAGAAUUUUACCACCACCAAAAAUCAUAUAUAAAUCAUCACAUGGUGCUCAAGGUGAUGUUAUUGAACGAGUACAAAUUGGCAAAUGGUGGUUAAAUAAUCGUUUUGAUAAAACAUGUGAAAUACGUACAUGGGCUGUUGUUCUUGUUAGUGAACGUGAACCAGAUAAUCGACAAAUUCGUUUAACGAGAGAUUUUGCUCAAAGAAUUUCACAGGUUUUAAUUGAGUUUCUU
Messenger RNA from Rotaria sp. Silwood2, 444 nucleotides. The record is from the annotation of a GenBank genome assembly. Lineage: Eukaryota; Metazoa; Rotifera; Eurotatoria; Philodinida; Philodinidae.